This is a messenger RNA of Penicillium macrosclerotiorum, 381 nucleotides long. Its product is annotated as autophagy-related protein 8. The record is from RefSeq and is a predicted model, not a curated record. The transcript is spliced from 2 exons. The coding region runs from base 1 to 381 and encodes 126 amino acids. NCBI's taxonomy places the organism in Eukaryota, Fungi, Ascomycota, Eurotiomycetes, Eurotiales, Aspergillaceae. Gene Ontology annotation, cellular component: cytosol; autophagosome; fungal-type vacuole membrane. Gene Ontology annotation, biological process: cellular response to nitrogen starvation; macroautophagy. Gene Ontology annotation, molecular function: phosphatidylethanolamine binding.
AUGCGCUCCAAGUUCAAGGACGAGCACCCCUUCGAGAAGCGAAAGGCGGAAGCUGAACGCAUUCGUCAGAAGUAUGCGGACCGCAUCCCAGUUAUCUGCGAGAAGGUCGAGAAGUCGGACAUCGCCACCAUCGACAAGAAGAAGUACCUUGUCCCGGCCGACUUGACUGUGGGCCAGUUUGUCUAUGUAAUUCGCAAACGUAUCAAGCUCUCCCCAGAGAAGGCGAUUUUCAUCUUCGUCGAUGAGGUUCUGCCGCCCACGGCCGCCCUGAUGAGCAGCAUCUACGAAGAGCACAAGGACGAGGAUGGCUUUCUGUACAUCACGUAUGUGCCUGUUUCCCUUCCUCUGUAUAUUCACCCACCAGUGAGCAGACCAUAUUGA